Messenger RNA from Calliphora vicina (urban bluebottle blowfly), 967 nucleotides. Its product is annotated as proline-rich protein 2. The record is from RefSeq and is a predicted model, not a curated record. The transcript has a single exon. Lineage: Eukaryota; Metazoa; Arthropoda; Insecta; Diptera; Calliphoridae. The coding region runs from base 307 to 936 and encodes 209 amino acids.
AUUUAUUUUAAUUAUAUUCUAAGAAAGUUUAUUUUCUUAUCAGCAUACUAAACUCUCGUUUAUAUAGUUUCAUUAACAAAAGUUUCAACACAAUCUAAAAUUCGUACCACUACCAAAACGAUGGCCACAAAAUCUAAUAAAUAGUGUACAAUAAAUGAUUUUCUAUAAAUGAUGAAUGGAUAAUGACAGUCUCUGAUUUUCUAAAUGAAAGCUAAACUUGAAAAGAAAUUUCAACUUUUGUGGUCAGUUGGAAAAACAUUCUUGAUUAGAAAAGACCUAUAAAAUUAGCUAAAAUCAUCUAAAGAAAUGAAUCGUUUGCAAUGGCUUUUAGGAUUCACUUUGGUGGCUUGUAUAUGUUUUGUGGGCGUGCAAGCCGAUAGUGACAGUGGUAGUGGCAGUGAAAGUAACGAAAGCGGUAGUAAAAAACAUAAUAAGAAACAUAAAUAUACAGCACCAGCACCACCAGGUCCUCAACAUUACGAUCAUCCAAAUUAUUACAAUCAUCCAGUUUAUAUGCCUCAAGGACCUCCCACACCAUAUGGAGGUUAUUAUCCUCCUCCAAUGCCUUACUAUUAUGGUUAUCCACCACAGUCACCACAUCCAGCUGGUCCUAUGCAACCAGGCAAUGGUCCUUAUGGUGGCUAUUAUAACCAACCUCCACCACCAGCAGUUCAACAACCAGGUCCACCACAAGUUCCAACUGGUCCUAUGCAACCAGGCUAUGGUGGUCCUUAUGGUGGCUAUUACAACCAACCUCCACCACCAGCAGUUCAACAACCAGGUCCUCCACAAGUUCCAGUUGAAUCAGCACAAGGACCUCAAGGAUUUCCCGGCAUACCCGGUGGUAGCAGCACUAUUAAUCACUCUCUGAAAGUAAAUAAGGAAUAUAAGGAAGAUGGUCAUCACUAUAGGCCCGAUGGUACACCACAAGAAUAAAUAAAAGUAAUAAUAAAUAACAUAAUCGAAA